Molecule: messenger RNA, 873 nt
Organism: Pungitius pungitius (ninespine stickleback)
Lineage: Eukaryota; Metazoa; Chordata; Actinopteri; Perciformes; Gasterosteidae
Gene: ncbp2as2
Product: NCBP2 antisense 2 (head to head)
Exons: 2
Coding region: 279-584 (101 amino acids)
Source: RefSeq, a predicted model, not a curated record
UCAACCGGACGUGUUUUCCAGGCUUGUGUUACCGGCAAAUACAUCCGGAACACCGCUCGAAGUUAGCGUCUGAUUCGUACAGACCGACUUAGUAUUUCUAAGAAACACAAGUAAAUAUUGCCUGAGACCAACUUCAGCCUCGCUUCAGCGUGUUAUGUCAUCCAGCGUUACGGUAAACCAACCCUGUGUUCACCUAAUUUCUGCUGGGCGGGAUUACACGAGAGUUGACCUAUACGAUAUAGCGAAGCUAAGUUAGCGGGCUAAGCUAACUCGACAACAUGCUCGCGCGCAUGCUAUUUAACCUCCUCAACAACCACCGCGUCGUGGAGAAGUUGGCCGAGUCUCGACCGAUUCGCAGGGCGGCCCAGAUCACCGCGUACGCCAUCACCAAGGCUCAGAUCGCUGGUCGGGACGCUUCGCAGCGGGUCUUGCGGUCACAGACGCUGCGGCAGGUCCGGGACGAGGCUGGCAAAGUCCCCGGUGACCUGGGAGAGAUGGGCAGCCGCCUGAAGAGGGUCAGGGAGACGUUUGUGAAUGAAGUGAAGGGAGGGUGGAAGGACGGCUCCAGAGGGAUCAAGAAAUGAGGACGCCCAAGGGACCCCGGGGCGGUCACCUUUUAUCAUGGCCAGGGUCCUUCAUUCUGCAGUGACUCAAGGAGUUGAGUUGAGAAGCGAUAUAUGAACAUCGUGUCUCAUUGAUGCAACACAACAACAGUACAAGACCGAGGAUGGUGGUGAAACCUGCAACCUAUGGCCGGAUAUAUUACUUUGAAAAAAUGUACAUAUUGGGAAAGAUGUGAUGAUGAUAUGUACAGACAAUGAAGUCCCCAUUUGUUUCUGACUGUAUAAAUAAAUAUUAUAAUUUAUAACAGCA